Molecule: messenger RNA, 1047 nt
Organism: Fusarium verticillioides 7600
Lineage: Eukaryota; Fungi; Ascomycota; Sordariomycetes; Hypocreales; Nectriaceae
Exons: 5
Coding region: 1-1047 (348 amino acids)
Source: RefSeq, a predicted model, not a curated record
AUGGAAACGGUCAAAUUCGAGGACGAGGGCCCUCUGGCUCCUCUAUUUAAUGCCACAACUUGGCCUGGCCUCUACUCUUCUUUCCUUCCUCUUCAUCACUUCACAUCUCAGUCUCAGUCUCAGUCUCUGCCUCUGUGCCAACAACCUUUUUUUUCUUUCGAGCCUUGUCACUGCGCUUCCAGCUUCACCUCGAGUCAAACUAGUAGCCUUGGCUACUCAGACUGCUUUUUACACCACCCUCCCCCGAAUCUGCCUCCGCCCAUCCUCUCCACCCCCAACAUCUACCGCAGUCUCUACCAAGCCCGCUCCCAUCAAAGCGGAGCCGUUACCAUUUUAUACACACAACUACCUCUCGCGUCUGCCACCUUCAAGCCUCCCUUCAAACAGCAGCUGUGCUUGCUGCUCCUCCUCACCCAGUUGCCAUCACCUCCCCUCUCCUCCACCCCCGGCCACCACCAAGAGACAAUGUCUUCCUCUCCUGUCUCGUCCAGCCGAAAGUCUCCUGCUGCAGGUGCGGCCCAGAAGUCUCCUGCUGCUGAAGUGGGAGGCUCGCUGGGCGGCCUCAGCAGAGUCUUGCCGGCCCAGGCCCGGGCACAGAAGAUCCUCGAGGUGCUCGCCGAGUAUGAGAUCACCUCCCCCGCCCUCAUCCAGAGACUCAUGCCGCUGCCCGUCAGCCGAGAGGAGAAGCGAGCCUUCGUGCGGCUCCUCCGCCUCCACGACGUCUCGUACGCCGACAUCAAGAACCUCGGGGAGCUCAGCACCUCCCUCAGCACCCUCCGCGGCUGGGACCGCAUGAAGAAGCCCGCCGCCGAUCGUCCUCGCACCCCGCGCUGGACCACCAGAGACGUUUUUAUCAUGAAGCAGUCCGUGACCAGGGUCCUCGGGAUGAUGGACAUUGGGUCCCCCGGCUUCUGGCGUCGCGUGGAGGAGGAGAUGGUCAGGGGCGGGGCCUCCCAUCCCUUCUCGGCCCAGGCCAUCGCGGCCAAGUACGACGGCCGAAGUCGGGGUGACAUCGCCCGGCUGAAGGCCAGCACCAGGGCCCAGUAA